AUGAGGUUCAGUGCAUUUGAAGUGGGUACAGUGAACCAUCACGGCUCCAAAGAGCUCAUCAUUAUGAAUGUCCAAGAUUACUCAGAUCUACACAAUGGCUGGGUGAACGCUGGCAGUAAGGCAGAGACGGCCUCUCUUCAGCCUGGUGACAUCAUCAUGGAGAUUAAUGGACUCAAUACUGGCGAGAUGCUCAACGUAGAGGCACAAAACAAAAUCAAGAGCUGCACGACUCAGCUGCAACUUCUCGUAGAAAGACCUGCUCCUCCCACUCCUGGUCAGACCAAUGGAAUCACAGAGCAACUGGUCGGCCGCUUCCAGGAGGCUGUACAGGUGAGUCGAGAUGAGAACCAGAACUACAGAGAGUACACCAUCUCCAGCCCAGCCUCUCUGUCACCUGGCCCAUAUUCACCUGAGCCACCAUCCAGCCUCGACCGCAAAGGGGGCAGAAUCACACCCACCAGUAAGAGCCUCCAGCUCCAUUCCUGGUCUUCAGAGGAGAAGAGCGUACAGAGUCACAGACUGUCCCGACCCCUCUCUCAGGAGAUCUCUUCCGUGGAUUUCCGCAGUAACUCCGUGUCCAGUCGGACUCCAACUCCACCUGGGCGAUACUCUCCACACAGCCCCAUCGAACGAGAGGUGCCCAUUUCCCCUCGACGCAGUUCGGACUUUGCCAUGCAGAGGUUUGACAGAGACUCAGAGGUGUACAAGAUGAUUCAGGAGAACAAAGAAUCCCGUGCAGCUCCUCGCCAGUCCAACACCUUCAAGAUGCUGCAGGAGGUGCUGGAGGCUGAUGAGAAAGAGGCCGCCAUCCGGUUUCCAAGCAAGUUGUCUCCAAGCCCCUCCAAGACCACGUCCUCUGUUUCUGGUGUGCAGAAAUACCACACCUGUGAAAAAUGCGGCACCAGUAUUGUCACUCAGGCCGUGAGGAUCACAGAUGAUCGCUUCCGUCACCCAGAUUGCUACACCUGUACAGAAUGCGGGCUCAACCUAAAGAUGCGUGGCCACUUCUGGGUGGAGGACAAAAUGUACUGCGAGAAACACGCCAGAGAAAGAUACCAGGGUACCGGCAGUAACUAUCGUUACGUCGUGUCCCCAAACCACUGAGACGCCCGAGCAGCCGCCCUCCUGACGCCACCUCCAACUCCUCUGAUUAGCUGCGAGCAUAGAGAGGAGAAGAUGCUGAUGUCAUUGAUACGUUGUCCAAUGGGAGCCAAAUAGAGUUUUUGGCGUAAUGUCACUUGAAGCUUUGGGACCUGGCGCAAUUGUGUCCUCUUCUCCAGUUAUCAUACACCCCUUGAAUAGAGACUAUAAGCUUUGAUCUAAUGGAUUUGGAAGGGAGCGUCUCUGUUAGAGCGUGCUAUUUCUAUACAGUUGAAUUUCUACAUUUGCCUGCCAGUUCCACAUGUUGUAUUAUGCUUUGAAAACUGCUUGUUUUUCAAUAGACAUUUAACUUGGGUUUAUCUUGAAUAGUUUGUAUUGU
This is a messenger RNA of Sinocyclocheilus anshuiensis, 1480 nucleotides long. Its product is annotated as PDZ and LIM domain protein 2-like. Gene Ontology annotation, molecular function: muscle alpha-actinin binding; actin binding. The transcript has 9 exons. Gene Ontology annotation, cellular component: adherens junction; filamentous actin; stress fiber. NCBI's taxonomy places the organism in Eukaryota, Metazoa, Chordata, Actinopteri, Cypriniformes, Cyprinidae. The record is from RefSeq and is a predicted model, not a curated record. The coding region runs from base 1 to 1104 and encodes 367 amino acids. Gene Ontology annotation, biological process: actin cytoskeleton organization; heart development; muscle structure development.